AUGGGAACUCACAUUUUCCUUGUAACCAUAGCCAUCAUGGCCUUGGCCUCCACACUUGUUUAUGCUUCUGACCCUAGUCCUCUACAGGAUUUUUGUGUUGCUGUCAAUGACACAAAAUCUGCUGUGUUCGUGAAUGGCAAGGUUUGCAAGGACCCAAAGCUCGCCAAAGCCAAGGACUUCUUCUUUUCUGGUCUCCUUACUCCACAAAAAAUAUCGAACCCAGUUGGGUCAACAGUCACUCCUGUAAACGUUAUGCAAAUACCAGGCCUCAAUACUCUCGGUAUCUCUUUAGCUCGCAUUGACUUUGCACCUCAUGGCCUCAACCCACCCCACACGCACCCUCGCGCGACUGAGGUUAUCGUGGUCUUGGAGGGUACCCUCUAUGUCGGCUUCGUAACCUCCAAUCCAGAAAAUCGUCUCUUCACUAAAGUGUUGUACCCAGGAGAUGUUUUUGUGUUUCCAGAAGGUCUCAUUCACUUCCAGUUUAAUGAGGGAAAAACUAAUGCAGUGGCUAUUGCUGGCUUGAGCAGCCAAAACCCUGGUGUCAUUACUGUUGCUAAUGCAGUGUUUGGGUCGAAUCCCAAGAUUUUUGAUGAUGUUCUUGCCAAGGCAUUCCAAGUGGACAAGAAGGUGGUGGACUAUCUUCAAGCUCAAUUUUGGUGGCCCAACAACUAG
Molecule: messenger RNA, 675 nt
Organism: Camellia sinensis
Lineage: Eukaryota; Viridiplantae; Streptophyta; Magnoliopsida; Ericales; Theaceae
Product: germin-like protein 8-2
Molecular function (GO): manganese ion binding
Source: RefSeq, a predicted model, not a curated record